AUGAUUCUCUUAGAGAAACAUGUCUCAAUCGACGCCUUGAACGAACGGGGUCAAACAGCGCUUCAUAUCGCCUCCAAGGGCGACAAGGCGGCAUUUGUCGGGGUUCUUCUGAAGACUGAUGCAGAACGUGACAUGUUUGACAUCUUGAGUAGAACACCAGCACACCUUGCCGCUUCUAGCUCUGGACUGAGGAGUCUCCGCAUCCUUCUCAAAUACGAACCAGACCUCAGCAUCGGCCCAUGCAUCAACGGCCGCCGGGCCACACUUCACGUGGCUAUUGAUAACUUGGAAACCAUUGAGUUGCUCGGUAUACACGGGGCGGAUCCCAACCAUCCCAAGGCAGAUGGAUACACUGCUCUACGCCUAGCUAUCGCCUGGGUGCAAUAUCCAGUGGUUGAAUACCUUUUGCAACACGGCGGGGAUGCGGCAAAGACUACACAGGAUGGGCUCACUGGCUUUGGACUUGCAAUACAAAGUUCCGAAUGA
Fusarium mangiferae is the source of this 486-nucleotide messenger RNA. RefSeq lists its product as uncharacterized. NCBI's taxonomy places the organism in Eukaryota, Fungi, Ascomycota, Sordariomycetes, Hypocreales, Nectriaceae. Gene Ontology annotation, molecular function: protein binding. The record is from RefSeq and is a predicted model, not a curated record. Bases 1 to 486 code for a protein of 161 amino acids. The transcript has a single exon.